CAAAGGAAAGAGUAUGAUGAACAUGUUUUCACAUUGGGAGCCUUUACAGCUUUAGUAUUAAAUUGCAUGAAGCUGUGCAUCAGUUCACUUUACUUCCAUUUGGGUCUUGGUAAUCUAUUUUUUUAAUUAAUUUACACCAAGGUUCAUUUAUUGAUUUUGACAAAUCUUGACAAUCAUGGUUGACAAGAAAGCAAUACGUGUUCUCAUCACUGGAGCCGCUGGUCAAAUAGCCUACUCUUUGAUUCCUUUUGUUGCCAAAGGGGAUGUUCUUGGAGCUGAUCAGCCGGUGAUCCUUCAUCUUCUCGACAUUCCAAUUAUGUCUGGUGUUUUAGACGGUGUUGUGAUGGAAAUCUAUGAUUGUGCUUUCCCCUUGGUUGAAGGUAUUGUAGCUACCACUGAUGAGGCUACUGCUUUCAAGGAUGUUGAUGUUGCUUUCCUGGUUGGAGCUAUGCCACGAAGGGAAGGAAUGGAAAGGAAAGAUCUUCUAUCCGCCAAUGUCAAAAUAUUUGCUUCUCAAGGUAAAGCUUUAGCUGCUCAUUCUAAUCCCAACGUAAAAGUUUUGGUUGUUGGUAACCCAGCUAACACUAAUGCACUUAUAUGUGCACACUUUGCCAAGCCUAAAAUUCCUGCAGCUAAUAUUACGGCCAUGACUCGGUUAGAUCAAAACCGAGCCAUGGGCCAGCUUAGCUUAAAGCACAAUGUUCCAGUUAAAAGUAUUCAGAAUGUCUUCAUUUGGGGAAAUCAUAGCUCAACUCAAUUCCCUGAUGUUAAAAAUGCAACCUCAAACGGACAAAAAUUACCCUUCUCAGGCCACCAGCAAGACUUCAUAUCUCUCAUCCAAAAACGAGGUGCUGCUGUUAUUGCAGCUCGUAAAUUGUCUUCUGCCAUGUCUGCUGCUAAAGCCGCAGCUGAUCAUAUGAAAGAUUGGUGGUUGGGAACUUCUAACGCCGUUUCAAUGGGAGUUAUUUCAGAUGGUAACAGUUAUAAUGUUCCUGAAGGUCUUAUUUAUUCUUUUCCAGUCACUGUUGAUCCAGCUUCCAAGCAAUGGAAAAUUGUAGAUGGUUUUGAAAUCGAUGAGUUUUCUCGAGAAAAAUUGAAUGCAACUGCCAAGGAGUUGGAGGAAGAACGCUCAGAAGCUAUGGCAGCUACUCAAGGAGGCAACUUGUAGGCUUACGAAUUAAAAGAGCCAUUCGAACAAGACGCAACCUAGUUUACCAAGAUCCUAAAAUUUUACGCACUUAGUUGAUUAAAACCAUUUCAUUAAGGAGCUUAAUCCAAUGAAUUGAUUCCAGUAACUUCGAACCAGGAAACUAAAAUCCACACCAAAAAUCCAUUACCCUAUCCUCAAUGAACUCUUAUUGUUGAAAAACUGAGCGUAAUAUUAUGAAAAUUAUUUUAUUUUCCUAAUGUAUCAAUUAAUUAAUCUCAUCAAUAAUUAUAGUUGUAAACUCGGUGGAGAAAGAGGAACAACCAUGUAUUUAAAGAGAUGGAGAAAGAAAUCUCUAUUCUUUUAGGCAAUAAAACAAAACAAGCAUAAAAACAUGAAAA
Molecule: messenger RNA, 1548 nt
Organism: Tetranychus urticae (two-spotted spider mite)
Lineage: Eukaryota; Metazoa; Arthropoda; Arachnida; Trombidiformes; Tetranychidae
Gene: Mdh1
Product: malate dehydrogenase 1
Biological process (GO): malate metabolic process
Molecular function (GO): oxidoreductase activity, acting on the CH-OH group of donors, NAD or NADP as acceptor; malate dehydrogenase activity
Source: RefSeq, a predicted model, not a curated record